CCCCGCCCCCGCCUCGCGCGCCAACGCUUUCCGUGCGGUGCCGGCCUCGCAGAGAGGCGCGUCAGGCCAACAUGCGGGGCAGCCCGGCGCCCAGCUCGGCCUCGUCGUCGGCCUCCGAUCUGAGCCGCAGCCCUGCGCACAGCAGGUCCGACUUGCGGCCCGGCACGGCGGGCGACUACAGCCUGAGCGCCAGCCUGUCGGCCUGCACGCUGCUCUCCGAGGGGGCCGUGGAACCCAUGCAGAUUGAUGUCGAUCCGCAGGAAGAUCCGCAGAACGCACCUGAUGUCAACUAUGUGGUGGAGAAUCCCACCCUGGAUCUGGAGCAGUAUGCGGCCAGCUACAGUGGCCUGAUGCGAAUUGAGCGACUACAGUUUAUUGCUGACCGUUGCCCUCCACUGCGGGUAGAGGCCUUGAAAAUGGCUCUAUCCUUCGUGCAGAGGACCUUCAAUGUGGACAUGUAUGAAGAGAUACACCGGAAGCUCUCCGAGGCUACCAGGGAGCUGCAGAAUGCACCUGAUGCCAUCCCUGAGAGUGGAGUGGAGCCCCCACCCCUGGACACAGCCUGGGUGGAGGCCACUCGGAAGAAGGCUCUGUUGAAACUGGAGAAGCUGGACACGGACUUGAAGAACUAUAAGGGCAAUUCUAUCAAAGAGAGCAUCAGGCGCGGCCACGAUGACCUGGGUGAUCACUACCUGGACUGUGGGGACCUCAGCAAUGCCCUCAAAUGUUACUCACGAGCCCGAGACUACUGCACCAGUGCUAAGCAUGUCAUCAACAUGUGCCUCAACGUCAUCAAGGUCAGUGUCUACUUGCAAAAUUGGUCUCAUGUGUUAAGCUAUGUCAGCAAGGCCGAGUCUACUCCAGAGAUUGCUGAGCAGCGGGGAGAGCGGGACAGCCAGACGCAAGCCAUCCUCACCAAGCUCAAGUGUGCUGCAGGCUUGGCUGAGCUGGCCGCACGGAAGUAUAAGCAAGCUGCCAAGUGCUUCCUUCUGGCUUCCUUUGAUCACUGUGACUUCCCAGAGCUGCUGUCCCCCAGCAAUGUGGCUGUCUAUGGUGGCCUGUGUGCCUUAGCCACCUUUGACCGGCAGGAGCUGCAACGAAAUGUCAUCUCCAGCAGCUCCUUCAAGCUGUUCCUGGAGCUGGAGCCACAGGUCAGAGACAUCAUCUUCAAAUUCUAUGAAUCCAAGUAUGCCUCAUGCUUGAAGAUGCUGGAUGAGAUGAAGGACAACCUGCUCUUGGACAUGUACCUGGCCCCUCAUGUCAGGACACUGUACACCCAGAUUCGUAACCGGGCUCUUAUCCAAUACUUCAGCCCCUAUGUGUCAGCUGAUAUGCACAAGAUGGCUGCAGCCUUCAACACAACAGUUGCAGCUCUGGAGGAUGAGCUGACACAGCUCAUUCUGGAGGGCCUUAUUAAUGCCCGCAUCGACUCACACAGCAAGAUACUGUAUGCUCGAGAUGUGGAUCAGCGUAGCACCACCUUUGAGAAGUCCCUGCUGAUGGGCAAGGAAUUCCAACGACGUGCCAAAGCCAUGAUUCUGAGAGCAGCUGUGCUCCGCAACCAGAUCCAUGUCAAGUCUCCUCCUAGAGAAGGGAGCCAAGGGGAGCUGACUCCAGCCAACAGCCAGUCACGCAUGAGUACCAACAUGUGAAAGGCAUUCCCGUGACCAUCAGACCAUAGUCUGCACACCUACUCUGCCUGUGGAAGCAGCACCUGGGCCUCCUGCCUGCUUUCCUCAAGAUGAGACCCCAGACUGUGUGUGGUUCAUUAGAGCAGUCUGGCCACUGGGGUGCCUGUUCGUUGGCCUUCCACGCUGAGGUACCCUCUGCAGUGGUAGGCAGCCUGCCCAUAUGGCCACUUGGGCCUGACUCUAGGUUUCUGCCCCAGUGAAACAGACCAUGUGCAAUUCCCAGGUAAGGGUACCUCAGACCCUUCCUGUCCAUGUAGUUCCGACUGCAGCAGUGUCGUAGUCCAUUAAAGUACAGGUUGAUCAUUGCC
Mus caroli (Ryukyu mouse) is the source of this 1999-nucleotide messenger RNA. It is a transcript of the gene Gps1, whose product is annotated as G protein pathway suppressor 1. The record is from RefSeq and is a predicted model, not a curated record. Gene Ontology annotation, cellular component: COP9 signalosome. Lineage: Eukaryota; Metazoa; Chordata; Mammalia; Rodentia; Muridae.